Amoebophrya sp. A25 is the source of this 4231-nucleotide messenger RNA. Lineage: Eukaryota; Dinophyceae; Syndiniales; Amoebophryaceae. The record is from the annotation of a GenBank genome assembly.
AGAUCGUCUAGCUGCGUACCUCGAGCUCUUUUUUUCUGCUGUCGAGAUCACGCUGGCGCGCGAGAACUUGAGGCCGGCAGAAAAAGCAGGUAACGACGCGAAGGCUGAUGUGCUGCUUGGCCUCUGGAGCGGGGUCGUGACGUCGAACCUCUCUUGUGGGAGAAGCAGUGGUGCAACACCGAAGCGCGAUGGACGAAGGAGCAACGCCAAUAAUGGAGUCGACGACAGCGUGACCAUAGCGAAAAUGAAAGUAUUCGAUUCAGCGGACUCCUUGAAUAGUCGCAUUGACAGUGAUGUCGCGAAGAAGAUCCUCGAUAUCAUCGAUGCGCUGCGCAGCAGAGAAGUGUACUGCCGGGAGACGCACGACCUUCGAGAGGCGCACUUCCACGUGCGCACCAAAAUUGAGGCGCUUGCGCAGACGAGUCUACAUUUAUCCCCCCCUGACUGCUGCUACUUCCUCCUUCACCUUUUUCACACAGCAUUUCGCACGCUUGCCACGGCGUUGGAGCUUCCGGGUGCGAGCACGUGUCGUGACGAACCGCGGACGCUUUUCUCGGGUGAGUGCAGCAUUUGCCUAGAGCAAGUUAUUAACCCAAAUGAUGCCGUCGUUUUCUCACACUGCAAGCAUUACAUUUGCCGUGCCUGCGCGCACCGGCAGUUUACAACAAAUCAGGGCCAGAAACCAUGCCCGCACUGUCGCCAGCAGAUCUACCACCAGGAAAGGUUCUCGUCCGCGAAAAACCAGGCUAUGAGCGUUUUUGGCAAGCCACUUAAGUUUUCCGGGGAUCAGCCGCCGCCGCUCGGUGGAGGAGACCUGCAGAAGCCGGUUGAGUUGAGCCUGCGAGAGGCACCGCAGCUACUUGCGCACCCGUUCGGGCGCUUUUUCUGGCAGGAUCGCGUUGCACACGAGGACAUCACACCCAUCGUGGCAGAUCAAGACAACAUAGUUGCGGAUUUGCAACAGAAAAUCGUUUUCGCAACGAAGGUCGAAAGUGCCGCGACGGUGUUCCGACGGAAACUUCGUGAGGUGCUCGAAGAGGAAGAUGUAAAGGGCCAUGCUACAGCAGAGGGUCACAACCACAACCACGGGCAAGAAGGAAACAGUACUGCUGGUAUGAGAAGUUUCGGUUGUAGUAGCUCCUUGUGGAAGCACCGGAAGCCCAUAACACUGCACGUCCUGCGAAGAGCGUUGCUUAUUGCAAAGUCAGCAGCAGGAAGCAGGCAGAGCAAAUUGGCUCGUGUUGUUGAAAACACUGGCCGAAACUUUGAAUUUAAAACGCUGGAUCUGCUUGUGUCAUCCGGUAAUUCCGCAUUCGUGGAUAGUACCUUCCGCAUUCCGGAUCUGCUGCGCCUCCUAUACGUGCUCCGCAGCAAAUUCAGUUCGCAAAUGUUCAAGGGAAUGACAGUGGCGAAUUUGAAGGACUCUGUGCGCAAAGCGCCCGCGGCCGAAGACGCCGAGCUCAGCCGCUUGCUUUCCGCAUUCACAGAGGCUGCGUGCCUGGUGGGCAUAAGCGGCACAGCCAUUGCGAAAGACUCCGUCGAGGCCUUGGAAAUGGUGCAAGUUUGCGAACCACAGGGAAUCUGUGAAACGAUGAUAGUCGCAUUGUUGAAGUGGCACAAUAAACUGAUGCAGUCCGGUGGACCAAGCGCUCGGGUGCGGAAUCUUGCAACAGCCUCCGCAGGCACACGUGGAGAACAAGGUCGAGCUUCACAAGGGCAGGGAGGAGAAGAAGCGCAAGCGCAGAGUGAACGAAACACUGUACAAGCGUGUGGCGAUCUUCCACCGGAAAUGGAAAGAACUUUCUCGCGGUCUACAAGGACGAAGCACCACGGCAGCAAAGCGACGAAGAUGAAUGUGGUGAAUGCCUUGGCGAGAUACGCUUGUUCAACCUCAGUGAACGCCACAGACUGCACUGCCGAAUCCGAGCAGAUGGGCUUGACCAGUUUCUUCGUCCGCCUCGACCUAACGCGAGACGUGCUGCCGGUCGCUGUCGCAUUUCGGAACUCUGUAGCUACGAGGAAUCAAUUCGACCUGCACUCAGUUAGUGAAAUCCUGUACCAUCGGUAUUUCGCUGGCAAGCCCUUCCUUCCGGAAAACCUGUGCGAGCUCGUUUUUCGCCUGGCGUCAAAAUUUGACCGCACAAUGGCUACCUCGAGGAAAAACUUGCAACAGUGGAGCGCAGCUCCAUCCGAUAGCGCUAUUUCACUAGGAGAGAAUGGUGGUCACGCCAUUUCGGGCGUGCAGCGCAAUCCUACGCAAGCGACUGCAUUUACCACACUUGUUGACAAGCAGCACCAACAACAAAGCCACUUUGAGCUCUUCGAUUCAGCUGUCUGCGCAAGCCGUUCUCUGCAGUCCGAAGUGGGACAUUGGCGCUUGCCGGAGCUGCUGGAUGCCAUCUCCAAAAUGGAGAUGAUGUGCCGGUUCCUCGCGCCCACCGAUACGAACUCUUCCAGUUUCGUGAAGCAGUUGGGGACAGGUACCAGCCACUUGCCGCUUCUUCAGUUCGUCGACACAAAACUCGUGAAUUUGAGCAAGGAGUUGCCCGCUGGCCUCCGAAAGUUGUUCACUGGCACUGCUGCUGAUGCCCAGCUGCGGGUUGCGGACGCAGCCACGCUGACACAGCUUUUGCAGGUGCGGCGGACGGUUCUGAUUUCCUCAUCGAGCUCGCGCGGCGGUGGUGCUCGUAAAACCCUCAGAGGUAGUUUGCGGCAGCCGUUCUUCAAAGGCAAACAGUUUCACGAAUCAGUGCCUGAGAGCGUGAAGCCGCAUCUCGGUCGAACUAUCGAGCUGCAGCCGACCGCGCUCAUACAGUGGGUGUGCAGUUUGCACCAGAUGCUCACCCUUUGGGUAGUUCACGAAGACCUGGCCCACGACACCGCGGGCGGUAAUAAGUCUCCGUCGAGUGACAAGACCACCACGUCCCCUUCGUCUGAUCCAGAAAACAAGAGGCGGGACGCGGCGAGGAAGGCCGCGCAGGCGUUUCUACUGGGCGAAGCUGGCACGCAAGGGGACCAGGAUCAGGCAAGCCAGGCACAAGACCUUCCGGCGCAGCGCGCUGGGCGUGGUGCUAAACCAAAAGCCAAAUCGGCAGCGAAGGCCAAAGCGAAGAGUAAGGCGAAGGCGAAAGCCAAGGGUAAGGCUAAGGCCAAAGCGAAGAGCAAGGCGAAAGAAGUCGUUGUGGCAGACCAGGAAGACGAUCUGCUGGCCGACGAUGACUUGGGUCAGGCCAGCGGGACACAGGGUAGAGCGAAGACGAAACUUCUGAGUGGGACGGCCCCGGCGACGCCAGCUGUUCAAGGUGCGUCUUCACAGCUGUGGCAUGCCGCUGGAAGUUCGGCAAGCCGCUCGGGUUCCGCAGUACAAGAAACGCAGGCUCGACAGGAGGACAGGAGUAGACACGAGGUGGGAGAGGAUGUCCAGCAACAAUCGCCGCAAACUCCGAAGACAGAGGCUCCGCGAGUCGAUGUCCUCCGACCGCUGCCGCAGCACGCUUUAUGGCAGUACCAACCGGCUGGGGCACUUCCUUUGCCGCCGAGGCUUCAAGUGCGACACGCGAUCGCGCUGUUUUUCUGGCUCGUCGAUCACCUUUUCGACCUAGGCAGUCAAAGGGGCCGCUGAAUCUUCGGAGUGCUUGAUAUCUGUUGUUAGUUCUUCGAGGCCAUCCAGAUAAAAUGUCAACAUUUUUGACAGCAAAAUGUGGUUCCGUAUUGACGAAGCAGGUGUUUAAUCAGCGGUGGUUGACCUCCAUAUCCGUGUUUUACCAAAACAAGAUAGUCGAUCCAUAACAAUCAUUCCUCCUUUACCCGCUUGUUUUUUUGUAAAUAUCGAUGCUCCUGUGAUGAAAACUCACUGCUUCCUAAAAAAACAAAUGUGUCUUGUUUUUGUGAUCUUCCCAUUAUUUUAGCCGCCCAUGGGUGCCCUCUAGCUAGUAUAUACGUGUUCCAUCAUUUUGCGCUGCAUGUGAAUUUUUAGUCUUUAACCCAAUACAUUGUUCAACAAGCAGGAAUAUGAGUUCUUUUAGAUAAUAUUGCCCUACCCCUAAUCUUAAACGACAAGGCACUGCGCCCGCGCUCUUACUUAAUACAACGAGGCCGUAUGCGCUGCUACUAUGCGAACCCCUUGACUUUGUCUACGCUGCUUCAAAAUUCGAAUAUUCUGGAUAUUUCUUUUUCUUGCCACUCAGCCUCAGCGAAUCAAACACGCGGACUCGACUGGGCUGCCAUUUUU